Monopterus albus (swamp eel) is the source of this 579-nucleotide messenger RNA. RefSeq names its product gonadotropin subunit beta-1. Gene Ontology annotation, cellular component: cytoplasm; extracellular region. The transcript has 3 exons. Gene Ontology annotation, biological process: G protein-coupled receptor signaling pathway; ovulation. Gene Ontology annotation, molecular function: hormone activity. The coding region runs from base 139 to 474 and encodes 111 amino acids. The record is from RefSeq and is a predicted model, not a curated record. Lineage: Eukaryota; Metazoa; Chordata; Actinopteri; Synbranchiformes; Synbranchidae.
AAAUAACAGAAAGGACAGUCACAGGUUGAAAGCUUGUACAGAUGUUGAGGGAGUAACAGGAGAAAAGACUUUCAACUGAGGUUCAAAGCAACAACUGAGUUCUACAGUGGCAGGCAUCUGUGCUGCACCUGACAGAGGAUGCAGUUGGUUGUCAUGGCAGUAGUGCUGGCACUGGCGGGGGCAGGGCAGGGCUGCAGCUUCAGCUGUCAUCCAACCAACAUCAGCAUCCCAGUGGAAAGCUGUGGCUCCAUCGAGUACGUCUCUACCACCAUAUGUGAAGGAAAGUGUUACAAUGAGGAUCCCAUCUUCAUCUUUCACGAUGACUGGGCUGAACAGAAGAUCUGUAACGGUGACUGGUCCUAUGAAGUGAAACACAUUAAUGGAUGUCCAGUUCCUGUCACCUACCCUGUAGCCACAAACUGCGAGUGUACUGCAUGUAAUGCAGCAAACACCUACUGUGAGCCCCUCCCUUGAGACUUACCCAGCUGUGUGACCCAUUAAAAAACACUCGGCACCCAUCCCACAUUUACUGUUUAGCUUUGCACAAUGGUACUAAAAUAAAAAAAAAAGCAUCACUUA